AGACAACAUUCUGUUUAGUUUUCAUAAUUGCUUGGGAUACAUUUUUUGUCUAAAUAUUCCGUGACGUGGCGGUUCGGAAUUGAGAGACUUCAACCUCUGUUUAUACUCAUGGAUCGAAUAUCAUACGCAGAAAUGUAUACGAGUACUACGUUUUCCCUUGCUGUGGACACAUAGCGUUUACCUUUAAAAUACUAUAGAUAUCUAUUCAAUCUGAGAACCUGUUGCAUGUCAGGACCCGAUUAGCACUCCUGUCCGGUCCCAGGAGGCAAUUUAAGCCACAAUUCACCCAAGCAUUUCAUUUAGUUCUUGGCCAAACGACCUGCAGCAUGGUUCACGUUUCGCUGCUGCGCUUCUACUUUGAGCUGAGUCGCCUCAUCGGGCUCUGCAACCUGCACUACGAUCCGCAUCAUCAUCGCCUAGUGCUCAAUCAUGUGCCUACUGUGGUGUAUUGCCUCGUCCUGGACGUGGCCUACGUGCUAAUCAUGCCCUCUGCCUUCUCCCUGCUGGUGGGAAACAUUUACGGAUGCAAACAGCUCGGCAUGUUCCAUACCGUCUACAGUGUGAUGGGACAGGCCAAGCUCUUCAGCAUGCUGGUGCUCAUCGGAGGCGUUUGGCUAAGGCGUUGCCGGAUAGAGAGUCUGGCGAAUGAAUACCUCAAGCUACUGUUUCACUUCCGCUCCGCCGCGCUGAACCACGUGCGGAGGCUCUGCCUGUGGAAGGUGGCGCUGACCAGCUCCCGAUUUGUGAUGCUCAUCCAAAUCCUCCUGACGCCCAAUUCUCUGAUGCACUGUAAACACACCCUGGAUCGGACAGGUGUGGCGCCCUUCUACUUGGCCGCGAUGGGGUAUGCCCUGAUCAUGGAGCUGAUGGUGACCUAUGUGGACGUCACGGUGUACAUGCUCCAUGUGUCUGGCAAUUGGUUGAUCUCGAGCAUGACGGAAAGGCUGCAGGAAAUGAUUGAUGAUGUGGAGGUCUUGCCAAAGCGUUUGGGUCGUCCUCGAGAUAUGGGCCUAAGGCAAAUCCUGUCCGCCUGGCUUUUACUCUGGCAUCGAUGCCUGCAUCUGGAUGAUCUUCUCAGGCAACUCCGGGAUAUCUUUCAGUGGCAGAUUCUGUUCAAUCUGGGCACCACUUAUAUCUUCAGCAUUGCCACCGUCUUUCGCCUGUGGAUUUACAUAGACUAUUCCAAGGAUUUCAACUUGUGGACGUGCCUCAUCAUGCUCUUUGUGUUCCUCGCCCACCAUUGCGAGGUCAUGAUGCAGUUUUCCAUCUUUCAUACGAAUAGUUCCAAGUGGCGGAAGCUCCAAGAGCAGCUGCAACAUCUCUGGUUUCUGAAUCAGUCACAGAAUGGCGCUGGUCUUACUGCGGAAGUUGUUCUCUCCAGGAAGUUGGAGUUUGCCAUUCUUUACAUCAAUCGGAAGCUCCAACUGCGGCCGCAACGCGUGCGACACCUUCACAUUGUGGGCCUCUUCGACCUGAGUCGUGCCUCCGGCCAUGCGAUGACCUCUUCUGUAUUUAGCAAUGCCCUGGUCCUUUGUCAGAUCGCCUAUAAGAUAUAUGGAUGAUUAAUACACUAUUUAAUUAAACUUUAACGUUGCUAUAAACGAAAUACACG
Molecule: messenger RNA, 1612 nt
Organism: Drosophila miranda
Lineage: Eukaryota; Metazoa; Arthropoda; Insecta; Diptera; Drosophilidae
Gene: Gr58c
Product: putative gustatory receptor 58c
Exons: 2
Coding region: 327-1562 (411 amino acids)
Biological process (GO): sensory perception of taste
Cellular component (GO): membrane
Source: RefSeq, a predicted model, not a curated record